AUGGCGUCUUGGAAACAUUUGAGCCUCUCCAUCUCCGCCAUCCUCCUUCUAUCUACCAGCCUUGCUUAUCUUCUGUUAUCCCUUGCCCCUCAUACUCCUUCUCACCUAAUCAAACAGCAUCAGUCUUCUCAACAUUCCCCAUCACCAGCUGCUUCUGCUUCUUGUUCUCCUCUUAAAGACUAUCAUCAAGGGUUCCAUGCUCCAGCGAAAAACCCAUGGAUCGAACUCGACGAGGAGGAAGCUUCACAGAUCUCCGCCUUCUUCCAAGAGACAUAUAAUCUGAAAAGAGAUACUCAUUCUGAGUCUGACUCUGAGUCUAACGAUGCCUCUAACGAUGCCUCUACAUCCAAGUCAUCCAAGGCUUCAUCCAAGUCAUCUAAGACUUCAUCUAAGGCUUCAUCCAACAGCACCCCUGUCCCCCAGAUCCAUCUCAUCGAACUUCUACGUCCCAAUAAAUCCGACGUCGUCAACUAUCUGGACAGCAAUGGGCCCCUUCCCGAGCGUUGGGCUCGUGUAUCGAAUCUGGAAUACAACGACAGCACGAACGAAGUAUUUAUCGCGGAAUACAUGGUUGGACCACUUCCAGCAGUGUCUGUGUCGUCCGUUGAAGGGCGUGGCCGCGAACGCAACAGCCAGGACGAAAAGGAUACCGACGCCAUCGACCACCACAACAGCUAUACAAAACCGCAACCCCAGAUCCACCCCCUAACAUACUGCUACAACUCCGGCCGAAACCGAGUUCAAACCCCCCUGGCCGGUUCUUUCGCUCUUCUCGAAUGGGCCCUCAGCAUAGGCGAGAACGCAUCCGACAUCACGCAGGAUCUGCUCGGCGCCGCCACGAACCGAGACGAUCCAUCAGACCCGGCCGCACUGGUGAUGGGCUCGAGACCGGCCCUGAUCGAAGCCGGCAGGAUGGUGCAUUGGCUCGAGUUCUUCAGCGCGGGAAUCGCCUCUGAUAGUCGCAGUUUGCUUCCUCAGGGGUUAUAUGUCAAAGUGGAGACGCCGACGCCGGAUCCUACGACCUGGAUGACCAAGCAGUGGUUCUAUAAUGGCGUCUUGUACGAUAAUGAUACAGCGCUGCGUGAUGCCAUGGCUGAGCCGGGGUUUGUUAGGCUUGAGAGGAACUUGGAUGGAGAAUGGACUGAUACUGAAGAAUUUGAUACUGAUGCUGAUGCCGACACCAACACUGAAGAGUUUGAUACUGACAGCGACACCGAUGCUGACGCUGAGUUCUCGAAAUUCAAGUCUGAUCCCUCACGCUCACGCUCACGUUCAUCCCUCCCCCCAAUCUCAAUCCAACCCUACGGCCCUCGCUACCACCUCGACCGCCACGAACAAUAUCUCUCGUGGAUGGGCUUCUCGUUCUACCUCUCCACCAAUCAAGCGACAGGUCUGUCUCUUUUCGACAUCCGCUACAACAACUCCCGCCUCAUCUACCAGCUCGGCCUGCAGGAGGCGCUGGCCCACUAUGCUGGCGUCGAGCCGAUGCAGUCCGGCCUCGAGUUUCUCGACGCCUUCUUCGGCAUGGGCAGUAUGAUGUUCAGCCUGGUCCCGGGCCACGACUGUCCCGGCCACGCCGAGUAUUUGGGCAUGUGGUACCACAAGGGCCCUGGAGGGAAGAUGUAUCGCAACAGGAACGCCAUUUGUGUCUUUGAAUAUACGUCGGACGCGCCGUUGCAGAGACAUACGUCGGCGUUCAGUGCCACUGUUAGCAGGAACACGUAUCUUGUGGUCAGGAGUGUGAGUACCGUGGGGAACUAUGAUUACACUAUCGACUACAUAUUCUACCUCGACGGGUCCAUCGAAGUCAAACUCCGCGCAAGCGGCUUCAUCUUCGGCGCCUUCCACGCUGAACCGCGCUCGUCGUCUUCAUCAUCUUCAUCAUCAUCAUCACCUUCCAAACGCGAAGCACACACUUCCCACCACAACCCACCCUCACCCAACACCAAUCCCAACGAAUACGGCUACCGCAUCCACCCAGCCGUCCACACCUCGAUGCACGACCACGUCGUCUCGUUCCGCGCAGACCUCGACAUCUGCGGCCCGUCCAACACGUUGAUACGCACGGCCAUCGAACCCCUGACGCAAUCCUACGACUGGGACCGGCCCGAGAUCCCCGGCCCCCGCAACACCAUGCACAUGGUACACACGCCGGUCACGCACGAGACCGGGCUCAACUGGCCCCGCAACAGCGGCGAGAUGUACCUGAUCACCAACCCCAACGCCACGAACAGAUGGGGCGAAACCCGAGCCUACCGCAUCCUGCCCGGCACGGGGAUGGGCAGUCCCGCAUCCCUGACGAUCGUGAAUUCGACGACGCUCGGCCGUUCCGCGGCGUGGGCCAGUUCGGAUCUGUGGAUUCUGAAGAACCGGCCGGUGACAGAGCCCGCGGGGGCCCAUGCGUGGAAUUACCUGCAGCCGUUGGAUCCGUUGGUUGAUUUCGAGAAGAUGGUCGACGGCGAGCCCAUCGAGGAGGAGGAUCUGGUGGUGUACUUCAACUUGGGGGGGCAUCAUGUGCCGACGACCCAGGAUGUUCCCAAUACGUUGAUGCAUACUAGUGCCAGUUCGGUCAUGUUUGUGCCGUUCAAUUAUUUCGAUCAUGAUGUCUCGAGGGCCGUGAGACAGGGUGUUAGAGUGGAUAGGAGGAAGAAGUGGGGAAAGAAGGAGGAGGAGAAGAAGAAGAAGAAGAAGAAGGAAACUUCUACUAAAACUACUACUGCUACUACUACUGGUCGUGGUUGUGGUGGUGAUCGACACGGAGGUCAAGUUGAGACUGGUGACGAAGACGGAAAGGAAGAGCGAGAGAAAGGGAAAGAUGAAAUUCGCCGCACAGCAGCCCUUGGUCGAGGACGACAUACUGUACGAAACGAUGACACGGAUGAAAAGAUUGAUAUGGCCACUGAAGAAAAGAGGCCAGAGGGUGAUGACAGUGACGAUGAUGAUGACAAUGCCGACAUAACAUAUUUCGGCGGCCACUAUACAUCCCCCGUCCUGGUUUCUCAAGAAAUGCUCUCCCCGGAUCUCAGCAAUUAUAUGAAAGAGCGGGAUGAAGAAGAAGUCGGCGGCUGGAAGACCGUCCGGAACCGCGUCGGUGGAGGAUUGCUUGGUCUUUUCGUCGGGAAGGAGAGGGGGGAGUUGGGAGACGAGGACAACGACGGCGACGGCGACGCUGAUCGAGGUCGAAUGGAUUGGUGA
Molecule: messenger RNA, 3195 nt
Organism: Capronia coronata CBS 617.96
Lineage: Eukaryota; Fungi; Ascomycota; Eurotiomycetes; Chaetothyriales; Herpotrichiellaceae
Exons: 2
Coding region: 1-3195 (1064 amino acids)
Biological process (GO): amine metabolic process
Cellular component (GO): plasma membrane
Molecular function (GO): quinone binding; primary methylamine oxidase activity; copper ion binding
Source: RefSeq, a predicted model, not a curated record